Cryptococcus deneoformans JEC21 is the source of this 1112-nucleotide messenger RNA. RefSeq lists its product as hypothetical. The coding region runs from base 328 to 807 and encodes 159 amino acids. The transcript has 4 exons. Gene Ontology annotation, cellular component: nucleosome. The record is from RefSeq and is a predicted model, not a curated record. NCBI's taxonomy places the organism in Eukaryota, Fungi, Basidiomycota, Tremellomycetes, Tremellales, Cryptococcaceae. Gene Ontology annotation, molecular function: protein heterodimerization activity; DNA binding; structural constituent of chromatin.
AACGCAGCUCUUUUUCCUCCCAUACUUUUACAGCGGAUCGUCUCCUCGUUUCGUUUACCAUCCAACAUCCUCCUCUCCAGCGCAGGACGCUGGGAUAUAUCCGUUCACACGCCACGGACAAGAGCUGCGCCUAAACAACGCGUGCUUGACAGACUAUCGUCCAACUUUCCAUACAGCGCAAGAAGCUUUCGACGCGUCUGUACCACUCAAGCUUUUCGACGCACCCAUCCUCAAUCAAUCUUCGAGAUUUAAGAGAUCAGAUACUAAGACAUACAAGGUAUUGGAGAAGAGAUAUAGGGAUAAAUACACCAAUCAACUAGAGGGAAUAUGGCAAGAACAGUAACGAGCCCAAGUCGAGGAGGUGGCCGAUCAAGUAUAGGCGAAGGGAGCCGGAAAACCAAGAACACGGCGAGGAAGAGUACGGGUGGCAAAGCUCCUAGACAUAGCGGAGUACAACGAAAUCCUCCUCCAGAUCCUAAAUCACCCGCUGGUCCGAAAAAGAAGCAUCGUUUCCGCCCUGGUACAGUCGCUCUGCGUGAAAUUCGGCAUUAUCAAAAAUCGACUGAUUUGUUGAUUGCCAAACUCCCAUUCUCCCGAGUCGUAAGAGAAGUAGCCAUGAAUGUAGGCUCUGAUGAGGUGGGCGAAUAUCGAUGGCAAAGUUCGGCGAUCAUGGCAUUACAAGAAGCAGCAGAGGCUUUUCUUGUUCAUCUUUUUGAAGAUGCGAAUUUGUGUGCCAUCCAUGCAAAGAGAGUGACGAUCAUGCAAAAGGACUUGCAACUAGCUCGGCGAAUCCGGGGAAGAUACUAGCGCGUUUCUGGAAUGUUGUUGGAGAAGAAGAAAAAGAAGAAGACCUUGAAAGGAGAGAGAGGACAGAAGCUUAUACUUACAUAUACUGUCAUUUUUACAUACAUAUAUAUAUACCCAAACUGUUCGUUGAUGUGCCCCGCCGUAUCUUCCCGUUUCCGUUAGGUUUAUUUAUAGUCAUAUCCAUGUGGUCAUUCGUUCGUGAGCAUCUUGGAGGCUGGCGCGCGCUGGGUUUAACGAAACUUGUUAUGCAGUACUAUCCGUGUCCGCCCCAAGAUCCUGGUGACAAUCCCAAAAAAAAUAUAAAA